This is a messenger RNA of Didymodactylos carnosus, 1983 nucleotides long. Lineage: Eukaryota; Metazoa; Rotifera; Eurotatoria; Philodinida; Philodinidae. The record is from the annotation of a GenBank genome assembly.
AUGUCGAAAAAAUUCAACAUUCGUGAAUAUGUUAUUGCAAUAAAAUAUUGGUCUCUCUUAUUCAUUCCUCAUUUAGCCAUAUCUCUUAUAUUUUUAAUUUAUACAUUUGUUGGUGCUUCUAUUAUACAAGAAAUUGAAUCCCAAAAGCAUCAUUCAGUGACAACCGGUAUUGUUUCGCCUGUUGUUGUUGAUCAAUCAUCAAAUGUAAAAAUAAUUGAACGUGAACGUGAAAAAUUACUAUCGAAAUUAUUGACAAAACGUCAAGCCGUUGAUUUACAAACGUAUGCCAAUUACAUACGUGAUCAAUUAUUAGAAUAUGAAGAAGAAGUAAAAGAAUGUUAUCGUUCGACAGCAGGUAUUGCUAGACAACAAGAAAAUCAGUUAACAGAUAAGCAAAAACAGCAAUGGUCUUUUACCGGCUCGUUAUACUUUAUUGGAUCAAUUUUAACAACAAUAGGUUACGGUGAUUAUGCUCCAGCGUCUAAAGUGGGCAAAUUAUUUGUAAUGAUCUAUGCGUCAUUAGGCAUCCCUUUAACACUAGUAUUAUUAAGUGAUUUAAGUAUAUUGUUAACGCGUUUCAUUAAAUAUUCAUCGUCUGUAUUCUAUCGUUUAUAUUCAACAUCUUACUUUUUGCAAAUACGUUCAUAUCGUUUAAUACGUUUUAUCGAAGAAAAAUUAGGUAUCGUCAUUAUCCUACAGGAUGUCGCUAGUAUUCAAAAUCAACACCAUCAACUGACAACGACAACAUCUACAGUAGAUGAAGACUACUAUGAUCUAACCGAAGAUAGUAGUAGACUUCUCAAACUUCAACCACCUCCACGUCGUAAACGAUUAUCAAUCGCAUUACAAACGCUUUGCGGUAUUGUUUUUGAAUCAUUGGAUGAUGUCAGUGAUAAUUUUGAUUUAACUUUGACACAAUUAAUUGUUACAUUAAUUAUUUAUAUAUUUUUUGGUGCAUGUCUAUUUUCGCAACAUGAAAAUUGGUCGCUGUUUGAUAGUUUUUAUUUUUGUUAUAUAUCAUUAUUCACCAUCGGUCUCAAUCUAAAACCGUAUAAACCAGAAUUUAUGCUCAUAUCUUCAAUUUAUAUUCUAUUUGGUUUAGCAUUUGUUUCGCUGUGUAUACAAACUGUACAAAUAAAUAUUAAAACAGUAUUAGUUACGGCGGGAAACAAAACUUUAAGAGAUCUCAUUGAAUUUUUAAAACAAAUGGGUUUUCAUGAAUUAAGUACAGAGGAUCUACUUACUGAAAAUUUUGGACGUCGUCUGACAGCAACUAUUGAGUCUCCUCUUAUAUCCCAGCGAUAUCGACCUAAUCAAUGUCAAGCACCGUCAUUUAGUGAAAUUUCACAAGAGAAUACUAACACUAACGUUCCGACGGCGUCUGCUAUACGUUCGACAGUCGAUCCAUUACGUCGUUUAAGUACUGGUCUAUUAAUGCGCGCUUUUAAGUCAUUUCCAGGUGAUGCAAAUAAUUUCACAGUUGAAAAAAGUGUUCAAGUCAAUACUAUCAUUCGUUCUUGUGGCCGUUGUUCAGGUGCCAAUAAUUUUUUUUCAAAUACCACAUCACUUUCAAACAUCAAAAAACAUUCACCAGCGACUGUAACAACAUCUAUUGAAACAUCAGCUGAUCCCUCACCCAUGACUCUUGAAGUACCACCGUCUAUGGAAAGAUUGAGAAAAAGACGUGCUACGCUUGUUGCUCAAACAAUCAUUAAUCAAAUGGCUAUACAACAACCAAUUUUACAAGUGAAAACAGACGAAUCAUAUAGUGCAACACAAUCCAAUACAACUGUUCCGAAACCACCGACAUCGUUUCGUUAUAAUGUUACAUCGACGACAACAAAGCCAUAUGACAAUGAUACUACUAACCAUUUAGAUGCAAAUUACAAGAAUGAUACAUUAACUUCUUCUACGAAGCCUUCUUCGCCACAAAUUUCAUUUGUUGUCUACCACGAUGAAUCACCACCUCGUCAUAUCGAAUAA